CUGUAACUGACCCAGGAUCAGCUUCGCUCGCUCACACUCUGUGUGUUACAGUGAAGGGUCGGUCAGUAGCACUGAUCCAGAGACAGAUUCACAGAGCAGCGGGUUCACCUUCACGCGAGGAUGGCGUCGGCUACCAAAAUUAUCCAGAGACUGAGGAACGUUUUGUCAGGGCACGAUCUCCAGUCCAAACUACAACUUCGGUACACUGAGAUCUCAAAGAGGACUCAGCCUCCAGCUAAACUUCCCGUUGGACCGAGCCAUAAAUUUGCAAAUAACUACUACUGUCAGAGAGAUGGACGCCGAGAGUCUGUUCCCCCAAGUGUGCUCAUGUCUUCACACAAGGCCCUAGCAGCUGGAAGUCUUCUGGAAAGCUCAGACGCCCCGUUACUCCAGGGUCUCCGCUGUAGGACCUCCCACUGAGCGUCGACUAGCUUUACUGUCUAAUAUAUGUGUUAUUCUCAAUAAAGGAUGUGUAUAUAGAAGAAACAUAUUCAGUGCACUCUGUUUAUUCUAUGGGUAAUGGAUUGCUAUAACAAGGAAGUUUAAGUGUUUAUUGGUUUAUCUUGUUUCUUAAAGACAACCCAUCAACACUGAUUUGAGAAGAAUGUCUUUUGUAUAUAUGAAAUAGUAUCUAAAGUGAAAAUUUGUGAUAUUCAUAAAUUAUUCUCCCAAAGAACAUCUGUAUUUAAAGUGUAAUCUAACUUUUGGCUCCUCUAAAAUAUGUAAACAGUAAUUAUGAAACAGCAUUUUGUAUGAAUAAAAAGUUGAAAAGGUAAUUCUGAUUUGGCCAGCUGACAAUAAACUGUACACAUUUAAUUAUAUAAAUUGAUAUAAAGCACAAUAAAAAUAACCCCAAAUAUAAA
This is a messenger RNA of Carassius gibelio (silver crucian carp), 863 nucleotides long. RefSeq names its product NADH:ubiquinone oxidoreductase subunit A7 (gene ndufa7). Gene Ontology annotation, cellular component: mitochondrial inner membrane. The transcript is spliced from 4 exons. The record is from RefSeq and is a predicted model, not a curated record. Gene Ontology annotation, biological process: ATP synthesis coupled electron transport; mitochondrial electron transport, NADH to ubiquinone. The coding region runs from base 121 to 420 and encodes 99 amino acids. NCBI's taxonomy places the organism in Eukaryota, Metazoa, Chordata, Actinopteri, Cypriniformes, Cyprinidae.